UCCUUCUUCUUGCUGCUGCAACCCCGACCUUUAUACACACACGACUCGACGUUCGUAACUUUCCAGGACGACCCAACAUCCAACAUGGCCGCCCCCUCCAAUGCCACUACCGCCGCCGGCGAUGAGGCCACCGAGCUCAGCAAACAGUAUGACACGCCCCUGGGGCUCGCCCACACGACCAUGCAGGCGCUCAAGGAUCGCAUCAAGCUGCACUACGAUCUCGCCAGCGACUACUACCUGAACCUGUGGGGCGAGCACAUCCACCACGGCUACUGGCCGACCGAGGCCUCCAAGGCCACCGACAGCAAGGAGACCGCCCAGAUCAACCUGAUCCGCCUGCUGCUGGACAUCUCCGGCCUGGCCGCGCCGCCGCCGGACAACAACGCCAACACCACGGCCAAACCCCUCCGCAUCCUCGACGUCGGCUGCGGCAUCGGCGGCACCUCCCGCUACCUCGCCCGCACGCUCGGCGCCACCGUCACCGGCAUCACCAUCUCCGGCAAGCAGGUCCAGAUCGCCACGCGGCUGAGCAAAUCCGCCGCUGCCGCCGCCUCUUCUGCUUCUUCUGCCCCCUCUUCUUCGGAUGGCACCACCCCGGCAAAUGCCAGCGAAGACGAAGAAGCAGGCUUCAUCCCGCUGGCGGCCGCUGAAAGCAGCAGCAGCGGAAGCGGAGGUAAAGUGCGCUUCCUCGAGCUGGACGCGGAGAAGAUGGGCGAUUUCUUCUCGUCUUCUCCGGGGAGGAGCAGCAGCCGCAACAGUAGCAGCAGCAGUGCUCCUGGAAAGGAAGAAGUAAAAGAAGAAGAAGAGGCCGGGGCGUUCGACGUCGUCUGGAUCAGCGAGGCGCUGUCGCACUUCCCCGACAAGGCGCUCUUCUUCCGCAACGCGCACCGGCUCCUGCGCGGCGGCGGCCGGGGCCGCCUGGUGCUGGCGGACUGGUUUAAAGCCGAGGGGCUGGUGGAGGGCGGGGCGGAGUUCGAGCGGGAUAUUCGGCCUAUUGAGGAUGGCAUGCUCCUCCCGCCGCUGUGCACACAGCAGGAGUAUGUCAACAUGGCCGCCGCGGCCGGCCUGCAGGUGCUCAGCGCGCCAAAAGAUAUCAGCGCCGACGUCAGCAAGACCUGGGACAUCUCGUGGUCGCUCGUGCAGAACCCGUCGCUGUGGGCGUUCGCCUUCAGCCAGGGGCGCGACGGCAUCGCCUUUCUGCAGGCCUUCCGCGCCAUGAGGCGGGGCUAUGCGAACGGCACUUUCCGGUACGCCGUCAUGUCGUUUGUGAAGCCGUAAGUAUCGGAGGGGGUGGAGGGGGGAAAAGGGGGUCGGUGUCACUGCGAGGGAGACCCGAUUCUGCAAUCGCAAGACUUGCAUCAGAUAGAGAACUCGCUAGCUGCUGCUCGCUAUCCUGCCGCUUCGAUCAAAAGAGAGCCCAGGCAUGGCAGUACCGGGCAAGCAAGUACUAGCCCAUCCAUCCACCCAUCCCUUCCUUGCCUUAAUCCGUCCUGUGUGUGCCCAAAGCCCAGUUACCCAUCUCAAACCGCCCAAUCAACC
This is a messenger RNA of Thermothielavioides terrestris NRRL 8126, 1539 nucleotides long. RefSeq lists its product as uncharacterized. Lineage: Eukaryota; Fungi; Ascomycota; Sordariomycetes; Sordariales; Chaetomiaceae. The record is from RefSeq and is a predicted model, not a curated record. Gene Ontology annotation, molecular function: methyltransferase activity. Bases 85 to 1278 code for a protein of 397 amino acids. The transcript has 4 exons. Gene Ontology annotation, biological process: methylation.